This is a messenger RNA of Plenodomus lingam JN3, 2109 nucleotides long. The record is from RefSeq and is a predicted model, not a curated record. Lineage: Eukaryota; Fungi; Ascomycota; Dothideomycetes; Pleosporales; Leptosphaeriaceae.
AUGUCUUGGCAGCCUAACCGGAAGCGCGCUCGCUCUUGCGAUAGGCUGAGACCUCCUUCUUGCCAAAAGCACGGCAAACAAUCACAUACAUCGAUUGCGACAGAGGCAAACACAGACGCACGACUCCAACAGCGAGCCGCCUCACUUUGCGCGAACGAAUCGGACAGCCCGCUCCUCGACCACGCCCAAAGGCCCUCGCUACAACGAGGCCACACAGACAUCAUGGCAGCCCGCAAGCUCCAGCAGGAAAUUGACAAAUGCUUCAAGAAGGUGGCAGAAGGCGUCGCAACCUUCGAAAGCAUAUAUGAGAAGAUUAUGCAGACGGGGAACCCGUCGCAGAAGGAGAAAUUGGAGGAUCAGCUGAAGAAGGAGAUCAAGAAGCUGCAGCGGUCGCGAGAUCAGAUCAAGACGUGGGCGGCCAUGGGCGAGAUUAAGGACAAGAAGCCAUUGCUGGACCACCGGAAACUGAUCGAGACCCAAAUGGAGCGCUUCAAGGCCGUGGAGAAGGAGAUGAAGACGAAAGCAUACUCAAAGGAAGGCCUGCAACUGGCAUCCAAAAUCGAUCCCAAGGACAGAGAGAAAAUGGAAUUGGUCGAUUUCCUCGUCUCAAUGAACGAAGAGCUCGAGCGGCAAAUAGAGAUGAUUGAAGCCGAGACGGAGACGAUACAGGCCAAUAUGAAAAAGGGCAAGAAGGCGGACAAUGCCAAGGCGGAGCGGAUAGCAGCGCUGGAAGAGGCGACAGAGCGACAUAAGUGGCACCAGGGAAAACUGGACUUGCUACAAAGAGCGCUGGAGAAUGGCAACGUCGAAACGGAGCAGGUCAAGGAGAUUGAGGAGAGCAUCAAGUACUACGUCGAGAACAAUCAAGAUGCGGAUUUCAUGGAUGACGACACAAUAUACGACGAUUUUAACCUUCAAGAAGAGGAGGCAAUUUUCGGGCUGGGCAACGAUUUGGAUCAUGUCUCGUCACAAGAUGCGCAGUCGGUCGCAGAUGACACCCCAGAGGCCGAGGGUAGACCGCCAAUGCCAAAGCCCAAGGCAACGGAAGCAAUACAAUCAGGGGCACGGCGGUCAUCGACGCAGAUGAAAUCGCCACUGCCAGCCUUGGCCACCCUACACACCCCAUUACCUGGUACCUCGAACUCAACGUCAAGUUCCAUGAAGCCCGCGCCCAUACCGACUCGAACACCCGGAGAGCCACUGAAAUAUGCCUCGGCCGCUGCCGCUGCCGCUGCAAGUGAUAAGAAUGGAGUGGGCAUCGCGCCUCUGCCACCGCCACCUGGGGCGCAAUCUGGAUUGACACCAGCUGGCGCACGUCCAAGUGCAACCAACUCGCCCGCAACAACACACUCACAACCCGUCGCACGUACGCAAGCAUCAACAGAACCUGUACAGACUUCAAGGUCCCCUGCCCCAUCAGCCAGUGUGCCGGCCCCAGCGGAACAGUCGCAGUCACGUACCGCCGAACUUGAAGAUGCCAGUAAAGCGAGCAGAAGGACUCCGGCGCCCGAACCCGUAGAGGAAGAAGAAUCGCAAGCUGCCACACCGCCGCUAACUAAUGGCGAGUCUCAUGCCGAUGAUGAAGAGGAGGAGUCCGUUUACCAUUUACCGUCGAGCCUGCAGGAUCUCCUAGAUUCUUUCGAGGCUACGAAGAAUGAAAUCCAUGCCUCUGCAACGAAACCUCCGGACGAGCGCAUGCUAGCCCAAUCCAUGACUACAGCGCCAGACUCCGCGGACACGGAUGCGCCGCGUCACUACCGCCCACAGAAUCCAUAUCCGUUUACCCCUUCGCAUUAUCCUCAGGAGCCACUGCCGAUAUUCGACGACCCUCGGCUGUACUCCAGAAUAGAGACGGACGCCCUCUUCUACGCGUUCUAUUACCGCCAAGGUACAUAUCAACAAUACCUAGCCGCGAAAGCACUGAAAUCGCAAAGUUGGAGAUUUCACAAACAGUACCAAACUUGGUUCCAACGGCAUGAAGAACCCAAGGCAAUCACCGAAGACUAUGAACAGGGCACUUACAGGUUCUUCGACUACGAGAGCACAUGGAUGAACCGAAGGAAAGCAGACUUCCGCUUUGCUUACAAGUUUCUGGAAGAUGAGUUAUAA